Messenger RNA from Melopsittacus undulatus (budgerigar), 5273 nucleotides. It is a transcript of the gene ZSWIM5, whose product is annotated as zinc finger SWIM-type containing 5. Lineage: Eukaryota; Metazoa; Chordata; Aves; Psittaciformes; Psittaculidae. Gene Ontology annotation, cellular component: Cul2-RING ubiquitin ligase complex. The record is from RefSeq and is a predicted model, not a curated record. The coding region runs from base 16 to 3660 and encodes 1214 amino acids. Gene Ontology annotation, molecular function: zinc ion binding. The transcript has 14 exons.
CAGUCGGUCGCAGCCAUGGCGGAGGGAGGAGAGGGAGAGGAGCUGCUCCGCCCGCCGCUGCCCGCCGGCGCCCCGGGCCCCAAGCGCUUGUGCUCCCGGGCCUGCCCGGCGGGGGGCACCGGGGCCGUUCACCCCCGUCCCGGGGCCGCAGGGGCCGGUGCGGGGCCGGGCGCGGGGGCCAGCGGGGCCCCUCCGGUUCUGGCCGGCUGCUGCCCCGCGGCGGCGGCGGGCACGGCGGGGGCGGUGGGGCCGGCGGCAGCGGCGUCGGGGCCGGGGGGCGGCGGCGGCGGUGAGGCGGGCAGCCUGCUGCAGCCAGAGUCGCUGCUGGACGCGGCGGCCAAACGGGUGGCGGGGAGCUGGGCCUUCGAGCGGGUGGAGGGCCGCUUCCAGCGCAUCCCCGAGCCCGUCCAGCGCCGCAUCGUCUACUGGAGCUUCCCCCGCAGCGAGCGGCAGAUCUGUAUGUACUCCAGCUUCCAGCCCGGCCGCGCCGCCGCCACCGCAGCAUCCCCCGCCAGCGCCGCCGCAGGGGGACCCUCUGCCGCCGCUGCCCCCGCCGCGGCCGGUGAAGAGAGCCCCGCCGCCGGUCCGCCGCCGCCCGCCGCUGCCCCCGCCGCCGCGCCGCAGGGCGAGGGGCUGCCCUUCCGCCGCGGCAUCCGCCUGCUGGAGACCGGCGCGGUGGACAACGUGCUGCAAGUCGGCUUCCACCUCAGCGGGACAGUAACGGAGCCGGCGACUGCAACAGAACCAGAGGUGACCUACAAGGUGGCCAUCAGCUUCGACCGCUGCAAAAUCACCUCAGUGACAUGCGGCUGCGGGAACAAGGACAUUUUUUACUGUGCCCAUGUCGUGGCGCUUUCACUGUACAGGAUCCGCAAGCCAGACCAGGUCAAACUCCGUCUUCCCAUCUCAGAGACCCUUUUCCAGAUGAACAGGGACCAGCUCCAGAAGUUUGUUCAGUAUUUGAUCACGGCACAUCACACCGAGGUGCUGCCCACUGCCCAGAAGUUGGCUGAUGAGAUCCUGUCAUCCAACUCGGAGAUCAACCAAGUGCAUGGCGCUCCCGACCCCACUGCUGGGGCCAGCAUUGAUGACGAGAACUGCUGGCACUUGGACGAGGAACAAGUUCGGGAGCAGGUGAAGCUGUUCCUAUCUCAGGGAGGGUACUACGGCUCGGGGAAGCAGCUCAACUCCAUGUUUGCCAAGGUCCGGGAGAUGCUGCGCAUGAGGGACUCCAACGGGGCCAGGAUGCUGACGUUGAUAACAGAGCAGUUCAUGGCUGAUCCUCGGCUCUCCCUCUGGAGGCAGCAGGGAACAGGCAUAACGGAGAAGUGCCGGCAGCUGUGGGAUGAGUUGGGGGCGCUGUGGGUGUGCGUGGUGUUAAACCCGCACUGCAAGCUGGAAGAGAAGUCCUGCUGGCUCCGGCAGCUGCGCAAGUGGGGCGAGAUGGAUGUGUGUCCCCUGGAAGAUGGGAAUUACGGUAACGAGCUUCCCAACAUCACCAACGCGCUCACACAGAGCUCUGGUCACAGCCAAGACUCGUUGGCCAGGCCCAGACGAACCGUGUUCACGCGAGCGAUCGAGGGCUGUGACCUGCACUGGCAGGACAGCCACUUGCAGCGCAUCAUUAGCAGUGACUUCUACGUGUCUCCCUCCUACCAGCGGGAGGGCGAGAGCCUCCUCUUCAACUCCCAGGGGCAGCCGCUGUGGCUGGAACACGUCCCUACCGCCUGUGCUCGGGUGGAUGCCCUGCGCUCCCAUGGCUAUCCCAGGGAAGCUCUCCGACUAACUGUUGCCAUAAUCAACACCCUGCGACUGCAGCAGCAAAGGCAGCUGGAGAUAUAUAAGCACCAGAAGAAAGAGCUGCUGCAGCGAGGAGCCACAACCAUCACUAACUUGGAGGGCUGGGUAGGCCACCCUCUGAACCCCAUCGGCUGCCUCUUUCUCACCCUGACCGAAGCUUGUAGAUUAGAAGAGGAAAACUGCCUUGAAAUUUCAGAUGCCGGGGAUUCCAAACCACCAGUGUAUCAGCACGUGCCCAUUGCGACCAGCAGCCAAGACAGUGGCGAGUCCUACCUGUCCCUCGCCUUAGAGGUGGCCCUGAUGGGGAUGGGUCAGCAGAGAGUGAUGCCUGAAGGUCUCUAUGCCCAGGACAAGGUGUGCCGCAAUGAGGAGCAGAUCAUUGCCCGGCUGCAGGACCUGGAGCUGGACCCGGUGCUGGUGCAGACCCUGCGGAAGCAGUGCAUCUUGCUGCUGGAAGGUGGUCCCUUCAGCGGCCUGGGAGAAGUCAUCCACCGUGAGAGCGUCCCCAUGCACACCUUUGCCAAAUACCUGUUCUCUGCCCUGCUGCCCCAUGAUGCAGACCUGGCGUACAAGCUGGCUUUGCGGGCCAUGAGGUUGCCUGUGCUGGAGACCACAGCCCCAUCCGGCGAUGUGACUCAUCCCCAUCACUUGGUCUCGGUGGUCCCCAGCAGAUACCCACGCUGGUUCACCCUGGGGCACCUGGAGUCGCAGCAGUGCGAGCUGGCCUCCACCAUGCUCACGGCAGCCAAAGGGGACAUGCUGCGCCUACGCACAGUGCUGGAGGCCAUCCAGAAGAACAUCCACUCCUCCUCCUUGAUCUUCAAGCUGGCUCAGGAUGCUUUCAAGAUCGCCACGCCAGCCGACAGCAACUCGGACACAACGCUGCUCAAUGUGGCGCUGGAGCUGGGACUCCAGGUGAUGCGCAUGACCCUGUCCACCCUCAACUGGCGGCGGCGGGAGAUGGUGAGGUGGCUGGUGACAUGCGCUACCGAAGUGGGGGUGAGGGCUCUGGUGAGCAUCCUGCAGAGCUGGUACUCGCUGUUCACUCCCACGGAAGCCACCAGCAUUGUGGCGGCCACAGUGAUGUCCCACAACACCAUCCUGCGCCUGAGCCUGGACUACCCACAGCGGGAAGAGCUGGCCAGCUGUGCCCGCACCCUGGCCCUGCAGUGUGCCAUGAAGGACCCCCAGAACUGCGCCCUGUCUGCCCUGACCCUCUGCGAGAAGGACCACAUUGCCUUCGAGACCGCCUACCAGAUCGUCAUCGACGCUGCCUCCACCGGCAUGACCUACACCCAGCUCUUCACCAUCGCCCGCUACAUGGAGCACCGAGGCUACCCGCUCCGGGCGUUCAAACUGGCCUCGUUGGCCAUGACGCAUCUCAACCUGGCCUACAACCAGGACACGCACCCAGCCAUCAACGACGUGCUCUGGGCCUGCGCCUUGAGCCACUCUCUAGGCAAAAACGAGCUGGCGGCCAUCAUCCCACUGGUGGUGAAGAGCGUGCACUGUGCCACAGUGCUCUCGGACAUCCUUCGCCGCUGCACCAUGACGGCCCCAGGGUUGGCCGGCAUUCCCGGCCGCAGGAACUCGGGAAAGCUGAUGUCCACCGACAAAGCCCCGCUGCGGCAGCUGCUGGACGCGACGAUAAGCGCCUACAUCAACACCACUCACUCCCGGCUCACCCACAUCAGCCCCCGGCACUACGGGGAGUUCAUCGAGUUCCUCAGCAAGGCCAGGGAGACCUUCCUCCUGGCGCAGGACGGGCACAUACAGUUUGCCCAGUUCAUUGACAAUCUCAAACAAAUCUAUAAAGGCAAGAAAAAACUGAUGCUGCUGGUACGGGAGCGGUUUGGGUGAGCCCCGGCCCCUGCCGUGCUCACUGGCAGGGUCCGGCCGCAGAAAGGGGACUCGGGAGAGAAGAAGGAAGGAAAGCAGAGAUCACCUUCCCCCCGUCGGCAGAGGCUGCUCUGUUCUGGUCUUUUUGUUUCUUUUUGUUUGUUUGUUUGUUUGUUUUCUUUUGUUUGUUUUCUGUUUUUAAUUUUAUUUCCUUUCUUGGAUUUAACCAUUUCACACGCUGAGAGGAUCCAGAGAUUCCUUGGGCACAAACCAAAAGGCAACCACAGGGAAAAAGGAUGGUUCACUCAGCCCCCUGCCCUCCCUUGCCAAUACCAAAAGCUAACCUGGAAAUCUAAUACCUCUUUCCUGAAGGAAGCGGUUGCUGGAGGGAUCUGAAGGUUGCAAAGUGCAGAAAUCGUUAAAUUUACAUGGGGAAUUCAAAAUAUAUAGGAAAAGAGAAAAAAAUACAGAAGAGCGAGCAAAGAAACCUGCGACACUAGAACCUCAUGCGUCACCAAAAGCGAUGGCUUUGCAGAGCGCUUCUCCCGCCCGCCCGAGACAUGCAAACUCCUCUAUUUGUGAAGAUACUUCAAUAAAACAAGUUAAAGUAACUGUUCUCAGGGAUUGCUUACUAAAAGUAACACAAAAAAAAAGAAAAAAAAAAGCAUUUAUGAUACUGUAAAUACUAUAGUAUAUGUGUCAAUUAUUAAAUUGUAAAGUUAUAAUUAUUUAUAAUUCUGUCUUUUAUUUGGGGGAUACUUGAAAUUGUCAUGGGCUGGGGCGAUUAUUUUUAUUAUUGCUAUUAUUAUUAUUGUUAUUAUUAUUAUUAUAACUAUUAUUUAAAAAACCACACAAAACAAAAACCACAGACAAAAAGAGGAGGAGGCACGCGAACGUUUCUCAGGUCCCCACGGCAUCGUCGGCAGCGAGAAGGGUGUGGGGGGAGGCGAAUGUCGACUCGCAGCCCUGGGACGGACGGAUGGACAGAUGGAUGGACAGAAGGAAGGAGGAGCAGCAGCCCAACGCUCGAGGACAGCGAAGGAAGGGGCUCGGGGGACGCUCGCUCAGACACACAUGAAUGCUGGGGAUGGAGGACAUGAGCUCAUCGCCUCGCACACACCGUCUCCCAUGGGCGCAGGGGUGCAAGGUGCUUGGGCAGGCAGGUGGGCACCAGGGCUGCUGGCUCCUGGGGAGGGAGCAGGGGCAAGCACUGUUUGGCUUCCCAGCUCCGUGGUGCAGCCAAUGCUUGGUCCUUCCUGGCUUCGCCCCAUGCCGGGGGCAGACUUUCCAGUCCUGGGCUGGCAGCUCUUUGGUUUUGGUUCAUUUCUUUGCCAGCGGGUCGGGAGGGCUGGGGGGGCCAGGGCCGGUCUGGAUGGUGACUUGUAGUUAGAGAACGUGGGCUAGGUAUCUGCUGUCUGGUUUGACUUUUACUUUUUUGGCAAGUGACUUGUGUCCGCGCUCCGGCCAGGAAACCAAUUGUACUCGGUCUGUGUCGCCACCAAACUAGCAGUCUUCAACCAGUCUGUUUCUCUCUUUUUUUCCUCUUUUCUUUUCUUUUACUUUUUUGUUUUGCGUGCGUGUAUGUGUGUGUGCGACCUUCAUCUGAUGUUUAAUAAUAAAAGGGAUGAACGUUA